GUGCGCUCAACGCGGGAAACUGGGCCGCCAUCAGGUUGAUUCAGGCAACUACUUAUCUUCCACGCAAUUCUUCCUCACCCGUAACUGCCGUUGACGGGCAACACGGACGAGCUACUGGCCUUGUGGCCGCUACGGAGGUGUCGUUUGUACUCUAGUACAGUAGUUGAGUCGACCACAUCGUACAUGAUGCAUCGUGCAAUGCUGCUAUACCUGCCCGGCAAGCCCGGCAGACCAGUAGUUUAGGAGGCGGAAUCCUCCCCUCGCUAUCCUUGAAGCGCGCCACAUCCAGCAGGUGCAGAGGUGUGCGCGAAUCGGCUGAAUGCCGACCGUAUCUUCGCCCAUCGUUUCACCCUGUUACAGUCCGCCGUUUCGUGUUCUCGCGAGCGGAAACGAGCAACGUUAGCUAGGGUCGAGCAUGAGCGUUCUCAGUCCGAUAGGCUCUACCGAGAGGUAGCAGGUGAAACCCUCUCUCGUUAGCAUCCCUUGGGUCUACCUAGAGGUAUCGCGUUGCGCCCGUGCGCCGCCCUGCCGCGACAACCUUUCGAGAUCUUUAGAAAGUGCCGAAGCAAACGGAUGGACCUCGAGAACGACGGCGCCGCGGUCACCGCCGAGUGGCCCGCUGCCCCCCCGCCGCCACUGUCUCUCGUCGACGGGCUCUGCUUUUCCGAGUUCGCGCCGCGAGAUGCGCGUGAGAGCGCUGCUGAGGAGGCGCUCGAGUGGGACGGGGGCAGCAUGGGGGAGUGGGCGGGCGGAAAGCGGGACGAGGAGGAGUGGGGGUUGGAGAAGGGGGUGAUAGCUGGAGCGCGAUGGGGGGGGAGCGGCUGAUGGGGGAAGGGGAAGGCGGAGGAAUGGGCGCGACGGGGGCUACUCCCCGCGGUGAUGGUUGUCAGGUUUCGCAAUGGCCGUCCGCGCACUCCGCGAAGCUUUCUGCGGCGGAAGCUCCGCACACCCCACUGAUCCAAGCCAUUGCGCGCAAGGGCAUCUCCGCAUCCGCCGUGGUCUCCCCAAACCAGGCCGCCACGGUUGCUGCGGCUACACUUGCGACAAACGGAUGGAAUCCGCUGCGUCUGCCGCUGCAGGCUCAGGAGAAUCUUCAGGAGAUGCAUCAGUGGCAAGUCUUCCACGCCAGCGACGGCUCCUGCCUCACCUCUUCCCCCACCGCCGCCACUUCCGCCGCCGGCGGCUUCGCGAGCCGCCGCAACCUCGGCGGAGUAGCACCCUCCGCAGCAACCAGCGCUUGCGCCCCUGGCGCUCCUGGUGGCCCCGCUGGCCUUGCGCCCUCGAUCCCCCCUCUGUCUCUUCCGCCGUCUGCUUCUUUCACCGGGCCGCCUAGCGCUGCUGCCGCGGCCUGCGCUGGGGUCCAGACCACGGAAUGCGGCGGCCACGUGCCAGCAACGUGGUUCACUCCCGCUGCGCGCACUGCCACGUCUUCCGUGUCCCCCGCGUCGCUGAUGUCAGCGCUGGGGUCGCUCCAGGGCAAGAUCGCCGCGCUGCAGCUGCUGAUUCCGCUGGUGGCGCAGAGCGACCCCUCCCCCGACGUGCAGCAGCAGCAGGAGGCGGCGGCGGUGGGCGUGGCGGCGGUGAUUCAGCAGGUGGCGCUCGCCGCCGUGGGGCUGCUGCCGCCGCGGCUGCAGGCACAGCUGCUGCUGCCCGACAUCGCGGGGGUGGCGCGCGCGGAGCAGAUGCGCGCGGAACAGGCGGAUCGAGAACUGGCGAAUCAGGAGCAGGUUGCGGCGGAGGGAGCGGAGCAGCAGCAAGCGAUGAUGAUGGCGUUGGCGCAAGCGCUGCACCUGCAGCAGCAGCAAGAGCAGCAGCAGGAGCUGCAGCAGGAGCAGCAGCAGCAGCAGCCAGCAAUGCUGCCGACAAACCAACAACCAUCCCUGCUCACCGCUCCCUCUGCUCCUCCUGCUCCCUCUGCUCCUCCUGCUCCCUCUGCCCCUCCUCCCGCUUCCCCUUGUGCUCCGCCUACUGCCCCACCUCCCGCCAUCACAACCGGCGCCGCUCCCCCUUCAACCGCUCCUCCGCCCACUCCGUUCGUGGCUGCUGCCCCUCCCCCCUUCCCUCCUCCCGCGCCUCUCCCUUCCCCCCCUCUCGCCUCUCCGCCUCCCCCCCCUGCCACCCCUCUCCCUACCGCCGUCAACCCUCCUCUUCUAGCUCUAUCCUCCCCUCUUUCCCUCCCCCUAACCCCUUCCGCCCCCCCGCCGAUAGAUCUACCCCCUCAGGCAGCUUGGGUUGCAGCUGAAGCGGGUGGCGCCGGCAGCAAGGGAGGAGAGAGCGAGAUGGAGGAAGAGCAGGGGGGAGAAGGAGAAGGGGAGAGAGGCGGAGGCAGCAAGCGAGGGAGGGAUGCGGAGGGCGAGGCGGAGGCGGCGGUGGGGGAGGGGCCGCUGAAGCAAGCGAAGGUGGCGGAGGCCCAGGCAGCAUCUGGGGCGGCAUCAGGCGCCGCAUCAGCUUGCGAGUCCAUGGAAGAGGGCUCCAAGGGCCCCAAGGAUUCCAAGGCGUCAGGCUCCCUGGGAGACACAGAGACUUCCAGUGAGGCGGACACGGGCCCAGAGACGGCAGCAGGAGCGGGCAGCUGUCUGGAGGGAGCGAGCUUGCGCGUGGGGGAGUGGCAGGUGGUGGAGCUGCAGGCCGCGGAGCUCACAUGCGACCAGAUGCACUUCUGCGACGCAUGCGGCAAGGGCUUUAAGAGGGAGGCCAACCUGCGCAUGCACAUGAAGGCACACGGCCACGCGCACGUGCGCGACACCACUCCCCGCCCUGCCCUCUCCCCGGUGGACCCCUCCCAGUGCCGCUUCAGCUGCCCGGUGGCGGGGUGCAAGCGGCACCGGGGGCACGCGGCUUUCCAGCCGCUGAAGACGGUGCUCUGCGUGCGCAACCACUACCGCCGCUCGCACUGCCCCAAGCUGCUGGCCUGCUCGCGUUGCGGCGGCGCCAAGCGCUUCGCCGUGCUGGCAGACCUGCGCACCCAUGAGAAGCAUUGCGGGCAGACCAGCUGGGUGUGCUCCUGCGGCUCCUGCUUCAGCCGCAAGGACAAGCUCAUGGCGCACCUGGUGAGCUUCAUCGGCCACUCCGCCGUGUCGCCAAGGAACAACCGCGCAUGACUCAGCGGCACACAGGCAGAGGAGAGAACGCACUGCCUCUUGGGUGACAGGCGUGCAUGGAUGGUUCCCAUGCCUGCCAGCUCUACAGUGGCAGUGGAGAGGACGUACAGAUGGAAAGGGGUAAUCAAUGGCGGGGAUUCAUGCGGAUGUGAUGUCGUGGCGUGUCGUCCCUCCUCGUCAUCGUCUAUCGUUCUUUGUUUUUCUUUCUUGCUGUUAGGCUAUUUGCUUUGUUUUGUGCAGGCUGUGCGUGGACCUUCCAUCCUCCGCCUGUUCGCUUGUUUCCAGCAAAUUGGCCCACUCUUCGAGCCUCUUUGCUGGUAACAAGGCCACAGAAAGCCCUCUGUGGACAGAAUAUGGGGGAGGAUUGCAGGUCCUGGGCACCAGCUGCUAAGUGUCCCUACUAUAUAUUUUAACUAAUGCUUUUGUGCUGAUUUAAAAUUAUUUGUCCACUAAUAAUCUAUGGCCUACACA
Molecule: messenger RNA, 3572 nt
Organism: Closterium sp. NIES-67
Lineage: Eukaryota; Viridiplantae; Streptophyta; Zygnematophyceae; Desmidiales; Closteriaceae
Source: the annotation of a GenBank genome assembly